Molecule: messenger RNA, 153 nt
Organism: Caenorhabditis briggsae
Lineage: Eukaryota; Metazoa; Nematoda; Chromadorea; Rhabditida; Rhabditidae
Exons: 1
Coding region: 1-153 (50 amino acids)
Source: RefSeq, a predicted model, not a curated record
AUGAAAAAGUAUGGGGAUAUCGCGCCUCUAAUCAAGGCGCGAGAAAGGACGAAAAGAAGAGCGGAACUUGAGCAAACAGAAAGACUUUCUGAAUAUCUAUACAGAUGCUGUAGAGUUUUGAAAGAGUUAGUUGACUGUUUCCCAAAUGGUUGA